Molecule: messenger RNA, 630 nt
Organism: Puccinia triticina
Lineage: Eukaryota; Fungi; Basidiomycota; Pucciniomycetes; Pucciniales; Pucciniaceae
Exons: 9
Coding region: 1-630 (209 amino acids)
Source: RefSeq, a predicted model, not a curated record
AUGAGGGGGACGGUAGUUGGUAUCCUGAUGGCCGCUUUUGUCGUUGUCGGCGUCACGGCUGUCCAAAACUCCCAAUGUUACGAAUACUUCCACAAGAAAGACGGAUGUGUCCAGGCUACGGGCAACCCUGAUCACCGAUGUGCUGAACAGGUUGCGCACGCCGUAGAAUCAGCCCGCCUACUGGCCGCACAGACUGGAAGUAGCGGGGGGCCGCGCUUGCAGCGCCGUUAUGACGGGAAGGCCAUGACCAUGGAGCAGGUCGAGAUGGUCUUUCGAUGCCCCGGAUUUGAAUCACCCAACGGGUUCGAAGUGUGCCUCUGGGCGGGAAAUAAAAAUGUGCCCGGGAAUACUGGGUGGAUUAACGAGGCCAUCAGGGAGAACUGCGGGAAACAAGUUUACAUCCAAAGAAAAGGUAUAAAGAUAGCCCGGUAUCCCAGGGUCGUAGGGGGCUGUCGUUGGGGAGACGGCGAUAUGGGACCUGAGAACGGAUGUUUCCAGAUUGCGAUGAACCAGGCCCUCUUUGACAAUUUCAACCCCUCAGAGUACGAGAAGGAAAGAAAAGAAAUUACUGAAAUGACUUGGGACUUCAACAACCUCUAUUUCAACAAACCAGAAAACGCCGCGUUCUGA